GUUUAACACGUUGCGGUGCUUUCCUUUCUGUUUCUUUCUUUUUUUUUUCAGUUCCGAAGGCACUUUAGGCUAGCUCGACCAGUGGCUGAAAAGUUGAUCGCCGAGUUUGCUGCGUCGUCUAUGUGCCCUUCGAGCACACAUGGAGGGGUUCCAGCAAAAUCUGCGGAAACGCACAUCUUGUCUUUUAUCUGGUACGCGGCCAACAAAACCUGCAUGAGAAACGUGGCAAGCCGGUUCGACUUGUCAGAAAGCUCUGUUCACCGAAUCCUCCAUAGAGUAGCGGACUUCCUCCUGACCCUGGGACCAUCGUUGAUAAAGUUUCCUGCUGACCUGGAGAACCUCACUAGAAGUUUUGAGAAGGUGUCUGGAAUGCCUGAUGUUAUUGGUUGCAUAGAUGGAUCCUACAUCAAGAUACAGUGCCCGGACAAGAAGGUUGCUUCAACAUAUUGUAACAGGCACCACUACCUUUCACUGACACUGCAAGCCGUCUGCGAUGACAAAAGACGCUUCCUUGAUGCAUUCAUUGGAAGCUCAAGCAAAAUGCAUGAUUCCCAUGUGUUCAGCUUGUCGCCACUUUCAAAGAAAAUCUCUGCCGUAUGUCAGGGGUCUUUCCAUCUUUUAGGGGACGCAGCGUAUCCACUGCGGGAAUACCUGUUGACACCCUACAGGGAUUAUGGUGCUUUGGCAAAACAGCAAAAAGGAUUGUUUUCAGCCACAAGAGUGCUCAUCGAAAAUGAGUUUAGCAACCUCAAAAAGCGCUUCAGACAGCUGAUGAAAGAGAGCUACAGAUGCUAA
Molecule: messenger RNA, 795 nt
Organism: Dermacentor silvarum
Lineage: Eukaryota; Metazoa; Arthropoda; Arachnida; Ixodida; Ixodidae
Product: putative nuclease HARBI1
Exons: 4
Coding region: 121-795 (224 amino acids)
Source: RefSeq, a predicted model, not a curated record